AUGUCACUGCACAGAAUGUUUGGUUUGAAUUAUCCUGGUCAAGCGACGGAUACCCAACAGAAUUGGAAUAACAACAAACCUGUCGUACCUCUCCGACAGAGCGAUGAUCUCACAGUAGACGAAUGGUUCGCUCAUGGCAUGAAGGAUUAUCCUCCAGCUCCGGGAAACUUUAUGGAACUUCCUUCAGGAGGUACUUUUGAUGGUUGUGAUUUGGCUUGUAAUCGUUUCUACUCAAGACUUCGUCGACCUGACGUUACCGUGCCUCAGGAAGAGUAUGCUUGCCCCGAUCUCGCCGUUCUUCAUGUACCAAGAGGCGCUGAAUUCACACCCACCCCCAACAUUUCUUGGUUAGGCGGUUCGGCACUAGCCAUUUCUUACACUUCUGACGUCGAUUCCCUCGGUCCGGACAAUAUGACUGUCAUUUCUGUCAACGCUACAAGUCCAUGGUGGAGAUUAACGACAUAUGAAAUUCCUGUACUCCCUCCUUGCCCUCCAGGUGGAUGUUUGUGCACUUGGAAUUGGUUCCAUACCAAUCAAGAUCAUGAAGGAUAUGGCGCGGAAAUGUACAACGUCUUAUAUCGUUGUAAUGUCACGGGAAAUACAGACCCUAACGUCGUGGUACAUUCCGGACAAGUUCCAACUUUAUGUGAAGACGGACCUUGUGUUUCCGGUCCUAAGAAACCUAUGUAUCAAUUUCAGAAGACAGGAAACAAUCUUCCAAAACCAACUCACUCACAACAAGCGCCAACUUAUAACAGUCGAUAUGGUUUCAACGAUGGUGCUCAACCAGUCUAA
Molecule: messenger RNA, 795 nt
Organism: Tremella mesenterica DSM 1558
Lineage: Eukaryota; Fungi; Basidiomycota; Tremellomycetes; Tremellales; Tremellaceae
Exons: 8
Coding region: 1-795 (264 amino acids)
Source: RefSeq, a predicted model, not a curated record